Messenger RNA from Rubroshorea leprosula, 872 nucleotides. The record is from the annotation of a GenBank genome assembly. Lineage: Eukaryota; Viridiplantae; Streptophyta; Magnoliopsida; Malvales; Dipterocarpaceae.
UUCCCAUCUCUCUCCCUCCUGUAUUCAUUUUCUCUUCAUCUAAACAGUACCUUUUUUUUUUUUAACUUUUUCUUUCUCUAAAAAUCUCUCUGUUUUCUUGGAGUUUUUUCUGAUUUUUAUUACAAUCCGAAUAGGGUUUUUCUAUAUUCCGAUGAUCGGAUGGGGAGAAUCUUUCCCCUUUAUCUUUUCCUCCUCUCUUACUGUGGAUGGGAGAAGAAGGAAAAUAACUAGGGUUUUUCCUGUUCUAAUUUGUUUAUACAGACAGAGGUCAGAUUAGAGUCAGAUUCUUCCUUAAUUCUUUUCAAUCACGUAAGUGUUUUAUGUUAUAGCCAAUGGAAUCAAGCCACCUAUGAAAACAGACCCCUUUUCUCUCUUCCUCCUCUCUUCUUUUAUUUUUAUUUUUUUAUUUUUUUAUUAUACAAACCCCAUUUGGGUUUUGGGGUUAUAAAUGAUGUUUAAGUUAAGGUCUGUGCAUGGAUUGAUUGACUGACAGUCGUUGUUUGCUGGUGUAGCACCAUCAAGAUUCACAUAAGCAAAAUUCAGGGUGUGAUUCUUCUCUUUCCCUGAUUUUAGUGAAAGUGAGAAUCUUGAUGAUGCUGCAUCGGCCAUAAACGAUUAUUUCCGAAGAAAAGCCUCGUCCCUGUCUUAAUUCUAGAGUGCAGACACAGUUCUGUUGCCGUCAGGUGGGUAUGUAUGCAGUUUUCUCUUUCUUUAUGUAUUCUUUUGACCCAUCAUAGGGGAUGAUUAUAGCAUCUGGUGUGGGGGGCCAUUUUUCCUAUACAAAAAGGAAAAAAAAAAUCUCAUUUCUUUGCAGAUCAAACAUAUAUAUACUACAUAUUGCAAAGAAGAUGAUAUAAAGAUAAGAUUUUUCC